Messenger RNA from Aspergillus wentii DTO 134E9, 480 nucleotides. RefSeq lists its product as uncharacterized. Lineage: Eukaryota; Fungi; Ascomycota; Eurotiomycetes; Eurotiales; Aspergillaceae. Bases 1 to 480 code for a protein of 159 amino acids. The record is from RefSeq and is a predicted model, not a curated record. The transcript is spliced from 2 exons.
AUGCUACUCUCACGCCUAAUCUAUAUGGAGGAGCUAUGUCUCCAAGACGUAGGAAGCACGAGCGUAUGGUCAUUAACCGACACGGACUUUGGCUCCCUGCUUUCCCACCUUCCUAAUCUCCGGAAGCUGGUCGCCAAUAUCGAUCUCUACAGGUUAGGUGCAGUGCCACUAGAUGCAAUCGCUAAUUGUUGUCCCAUGAUGAAAAGUAUCGAGAUGCUUUUUCUGUCUGUCGAUUUCAUGGCCCUCAAAUGGGACUCAAGGGCUGCCCUGAUGCUCCCUCAGCUCAAGACGCUCAAGGUCUCGGGACUCGGCUUUUCAGUCCAAGGAGAAGAUAGAUCGUCCCGAUAUGCAGGAAUACAUGCCGUAGCGACGAUUAUCCGAAGACAUUUGCCAAAGCUCGAAUAUUUGGACUUUGCGGACCCCGAUUUCCUCGAAGAUGAAGAAUUACUCGAAAUAUGGGAGAGCAUGGGCUCUACAUAG